Phialemonium atrogriseum is the source of this 556-nucleotide messenger RNA. RefSeq lists its product as uncharacterized. NCBI's taxonomy places the organism in Eukaryota, Fungi, Ascomycota, Sordariomycetes, Cephalothecales, Cephalothecaceae. The transcript has a single exon. Bases 97 to 414 code for a protein of 105 amino acids. The record is from RefSeq and is a predicted model, not a curated record.
AGUCGUACAGUCAACACCCUGGAUCAGCCUUCCGAACGGUUCAUUUCCAAUGGCUGCUGGAAGUUCAUUACAGCCAUCAUUCGGACGUACCCCCGGAUGAUGACUCAACCGGAGAAUCUACCGGCCUUUGUGCACCAGCUCAGUUGUGGGUUCCACUACGAUCAAGGAAGAGGAUGGCGAGUUGAGUCUUGUGCUUCCAUGUGCACACCCCUAAAGCCGUUGGAAGCCUGCAGUAGCAUUGCGCAUAUCCGCACUUCACGGACGGCCAACCCGGACGGGUUCCUGUGGCAAACCAUUGAUAACGAGCAUCGCCGGCUUAGGUACGAGGUAAGCUUCUCUGGCGGGCUCUCAGAACCGGUCAUAUUCCGUCCACGUCGAAGGAGGGCUGGGAGGGCACCAAAAUACAUUGAAUGAGCUGAAGAAGGGGGUAAGCGGAGAGAAGCUGAUAGUCGAGAUUUGAGUCAGGAUAUCGAGAGAGAGAAUGAGAGGAGGAGACCCAAGCUGUCUCCUCGCAAAAUGUCAAUGGUCAUUUUUUUCUCCAGGACUCCAUUGUCCA